AUGGAGUGUCUGGGAAAGAAAAGGAAAGGAGCGGAUGUUUCACCGGUCUGUGAGAACGAUGCCGACGAACAAACCCAAUUAGCAGUACUCUGGUCACAUUUUUCGCUGGGAGAUGUUUCGAGAAAAAAGAAGAAAUGCAAGGAAAUAGUAGUGUCCAAAGCAGCUGAUUCAAGCAGAAGUGUUGUUAACGGUGUUGCAACUGCCCCGGCUUGUGGAACCGCUCGGCUGGAACUCCCCAGCAGAGGUCUGAAAAGGAAAAUUGGCUGUAUCGACACUGCCACCCGCCUGGGUAGGAAGAAGAAGGUCGAUCAGGAAUAUGAAUUGACCAAAUCAUUGGGGCAAGGGAAAUUUGCGUCGGUCGUGCUGUGCAGGAGCAAGGUAACUGGCGAGGAGUUCGCAUGCAAGAUUUUGCGUAAAGGGGAGGAAAUAGUGCACCGUGAGGUGGAGAUAAUGCAGCACCUGUCUGGUCACCCGGGUGUGGUGACUUUGAAGGCUGUGUAUGAGGAUGUUGAGUCUUUUCAUCUGGUGAUGGAGCUCUGCUCGGGCAGUCGGUUGCUUGAUCAGAUGGCUAGAGAAGGACAGUACUCUGAGCGCAAGGCUGCCUGUAUAAUUAAGGAGGUCAUGCUUGCUGUGAGGUACUGCCAUGAGAUGGGUGUAGUCCACCGGGACAUAAAGCCUGAAAAUAUACUUCUCACUGCCUCUGGACAAAUGAAGCUUGCGGAUUUUGGAUUGGCUGUGAGGAUUUUAGAUGGACAAAGCCUUUCUGGUAUUGUUGGAAGUCCUGCUUAUGUUGCUCCUGAGGUUUUGGUUGGCAAUUACUCAGAGAAAGUGGAUAUCUGGAGUGCCGGUGUACUUCUACAUGCUCUUUUGGUCGGUGUCCUUCCAUUUCAAGGCGAUUCUUUGGAAACUGUGUUUGAAGCUAUAAAGAAAGAGAAGCUAGAUUUUGCUGGUGGCGUUUGGGAAUCUGUAUCACAGCCAGCUCGUGACCUGCUUUCUAAAAUGCUGACAAGAAAUACAUCCGCAAGGUUUACUGCAAAUGAAGUUUUACGUCAUCCAUGGAUUUCAUUCUACACUGACCAUACACUAAAGACCCUGAUUCCUGAACCAAACAGGAGCCGCUUAAGAUUGUCUUCAAGACAGCUGACUUCAAAUCACGGUCCAGAGUCUGAGAGAAAGAGAUCAAUAACCCAUAACAGUCUCAGUGAUGGCUCUUGCUCAAAUAUAGUUUCGGGCUGUUCAGUUGAAGUAGUGGAGGACGAUGAUGGUGGUUUGGUUGAUGUAUUAGCUGUGGCUAUCUCGCGUGUCAGAAUAUCUGAGCCAAAGAGGAGCAGGAUUUGCAGCCCAUCAAGGCCCAUUGAACAAGAAUGUUCCUCUAACUUGAAGAGUAGCAACCUCUGUACAGCAUUUUGA
This is a messenger RNA of Striga hermonthica, 1410 nucleotides long. Lineage: Eukaryota; Viridiplantae; Streptophyta; Magnoliopsida; Lamiales; Orobanchaceae. The record is from the annotation of a GenBank genome assembly.